UCCAAUUGGUAGUCACAGUCUUGUCCUUAAAGGAAAAUUCCACUAGAAAUUGUCGUUUUGCAUCAUAUGAUGCAUUUUUCAUCAUCAUGAGGAUGUGGCAAGUUACACUUUUCUUUUUGACAGUCCUACAUCUUGAAAAUGUGAUUUCUGACAUGCAGAACAUUUUGGGACUAUCAACAAUGGACUAAUAAUAAAUAAAUAAAAAGUGUCCUUUAACGCCCCCCCCUCUCUCUCUCUCUCUCUUUCUCUUUAUUUCCCUCCCUCGCGCAAUUCCCGGGUUGUAUUGGGGUGGAUGACGCGGGAGCCAUACCUUCGCUGUGUGCUUCUCGCGCUGGCUGGGCAUGCGGCCUGGGGAAGGAAGGAUGAUGGGUUUGCGGCUGCCAUGGCAACAAGCCGAUUAGAUUCAGACCUUUGUGUGUAUUUAUUUAUUUAAUAUUUCAGUUGCGUGAGUGCCUGAGAGGUGAUGGGCGUUUUGGAAGUCAGCAUGCAAUCGGAAUCAGAAUAUUAAGACUGGUGUCGCGUUCCUUUUGAAUUAUGAUUGGGCAUAAAAUAGCCUAUUUAAAUAUUUGGCUAUAUAUUUUUUAAACAUUUUAGUCAUUUAGCAGACGCUCUUAUCCAGAGUGACUUACAGUUAGUGAGUGCAUACAUUUUUUCAUACUGGCCCCUCGUGGGAAUAUAUACCUUCUCAAGCUCAACAAGUUAUUCAGGUUGGAACAGGACUUCAUGGAUCUAAUUCAUUCAAGCGCACUUUUUUCCUUGCAUGGUUUUAUUCAUCAAGAUUCAUUAAAAAAAAGUCAAUGAAACGGAGGUUUUAAUAAUCGUGAAUUAAUAGGAUGGCCUCCAAAGAUGUCGCUGUAACAGUCCAAGGAUGACAUUGGGAGUGACUGGAGAAGUGGAAGAGGAGGGGAAACGCGUCUGAAAUAGCAGAGCAUUUAUCCGGGCGGGUUUGGAGACGUCACAUAUUCUGCACUUGCCCAGGUUGUCUGUUCUGUUUGUGUGUUUCAGAACUGGAUUGCUGACAUCAAAUUAACCGAAAAGAACCCUGAUGCUGACUCUAACAGCUUGCCUUGUUUUGCGUACCCGGGCAAAGAGAAUAUUCUCUGGUGUUAGGCGCGUGUGGGUGAUAAUUCAGGCUAAAUUGGGGGUACGACCACGUGUAUUUGCACUCAUUUUCGUAUCUUUGUGUGUCUAUCUGUCUGUGCGUGUUUCUGUAUGAGAGCGUGCGUCAGGAUAAAUCAGCGCGCGGGUGAGUCAGACUGUGCUAGUGUCUGUGUGUGUCUCGUGCCCGUUUGUGUCUGUUAAAACAAACCGAUCCGUGCUGAUGAGGCUCACGUGUACUUGUCAUUCAUAGGUAGCCAACCACCCAAAACUAUAACCUCUCAUUCACCGUUAAGAUGAACUCUUACAGAAUACUACCAUAUGUCGAUGAGAGCAAGAGGGAGACAUAUCCUUGACAACCAGAGAGGGAGUGUCAAAGAGCGACCUGCGUCAUUAUUCCUGAGAGAGAGACCGGGAAUUCGAUGCCAAUAUGCCCGGCGUUGAAACGCUGAGGGCGGCAGUAGAUAGGAGACGGUGGGCCUCGGGCGGAGAGCACCGUUCCAAGGACAUGGGAGGAGAAGAAGAGCUCGAUGAGGAAAAGGGAGCUCGAUGAGGAAAAGGGAGCUGGGGAAAGGAGGCGAUAAGAGAAAGCACUGUCGUCAUAUUUUUGGAGUGAGAGAUCUAUUGUCGUUUUUAAGUGGCCAUCACCAAGGUGAGGAUGCACAGAUCAGUGGAGCCAGGGCUGAGGUGUGAGCUGUCUGUUCUGGCACUAUGGUGAGGAGACAGAUAACUACAAGCCAUUGGAGACUAAAAACGGGAUGGAUGGGGUGGCGGGAGGUGUUGGGCCCCCUGGCGGGGGUGAGGGUCGGCCGGGUCGUAGUGGAGGAGACUCUAAGAGGUGCAGUAAGGGCAGCCUGCCCUCCCCAGGGUAUCGCCUCUCCCAGGCCUCUCUGGAGGGUGACAGGUCAGGGGUUGAGGGGUCUGGUUCCGGAGGGGGGCGACGGCGCCUCUCCAUCUUGAGCGCCACCAGAGACGGCCUCCCCUUCCGUUCAGCUGGCACCCCGACCACCCCUGUCCCCCUGCCCCCUCCUCCAGCCCCCUCCUUCUGCUCUGCCCAGCAGCGUUCUGUUGGCUUCGCCUCGUCACGCGCCGCCCUCGCCUCCACUUCCUCCUCCACCGGCACCGGAGUGGUCGUCGUAGCGAUGGGCCCGGAAACCACGACGACCACAGCUUGUAACACUGUGGCGGGCACGCCGGAGAUGGGGAGUCUGUCUGGGACGGGGGGCAUGGGGGGGUUUGGGAUGGGUCUGGAUGGGGAGGACUACAGCUACUCCAACCAGUCCACCUUCAUCCAGAGACAGUUUGGAGCCAUGCUGCAGCCGGGGGUCAACAAGUUCAGCCUGCGCAUGUUUGGGUCCCACAAGGCCGUGGCCAUGGAGCAGGAGAGACUCAAGUCAGCAGGGGAGUGGAUCAUACACCCCUACAGCGAUUUCAGGUUCUACUGGGACCUGAUCAUGUUGUGUCUGAUGAUGGGGAACCUGAUCAUCCUGCCAGUAGGGAUCACCUUCUUUAAGGAUGAGAACACUCCUCCCUGGAUCAUCUUCAACGUGGUCUCUGAUACUCUCUUCCUGGUCGACCUGGUCCUCAACUUCAGGACCGGUAUCGUCAAGGAGGACAGCACUGAGAUACUGCUAGACCCCAAGGCUAUCCGUCAGCGCUACCUAAAGAGCUGGUUCGCGGUGGACUUUGUGUCGUCCAUCCCUGUGGACUACAUCUUCCUGAUGGUGGACCUGGAGGCCCGGCUGGACUCAGAGGUUUACAGGACGGCCAGGGCCCUCCGCAUCGUACGCUUCACCAAGAUCCUCAGCCUGCUACGCCUGCUGCGACUGUCACGACUCAUACGCUACAUCCAUCAGUGGGAGGAGAUCUUCCAUAUGACCUAUGACCUGGCCAGUGCCAUGGUGAGGAUAGUCAACCUGAUAGGCAUGAUGCUGCUGCUGUGCCACUGGGACGGAUGUCUACAGUUCCUGGUUCCCAUGCUGCAGGACUUCCCCCUGGACUGCUGGGUCUCCAAGAACAAUAUGGUGAAUGAUACGUGGGGGAUCCAAUACUCAUAUGCCCUGUUCAAGGCGAUGAGCCACAUGUUGUGUAUUGGCUACGGUGCCCAGGCUCCAGAGGGCAUGACAGACGUGUGGCUCACCAUGCUCAGUAUGAUCAUUGGUGCCACCUGCUAUGCCAUGUUCAUCGGCCAUGCCACUGCUCUCAUACAGUCCCUGGACUCCUCACGACGACAGUACCAGGAGAAAUAUAAGCAGGUGGAGCAGUACAUGUCGUUCCAUAAGCUCCCUGCAGAUGUCCGUCAGAGGAUUCAUGAGUACUACGAGCAUCGCUUCCAGGGCAAGAUGUUUGACGAGGAGAACAUACUGGGUGAACUCAGCGAACCGCUAAAGGAGGCGAUAGUUAGCUUUAACUGCCGUAGCCUGGUGGCUCACAUGCCGCUGUUUGCUAACGCGGACCCUAACUUUGUGACGGCGGUGCUGACCAAGCUUCGCUUCGAGGUGUUCCAGCCCAAUGACUUCAUCAUCCGUGAGGGCACGAUGGGACGCAAGAUGUACUUCAUCCAACACGGACGAGUCGGCAUACUCACCCGCGGAAACAAGGAGACCAAACUCAGUGACGGGUCCUACUUUGGGGAGAUCUGUCUGUUGACUCGGGGCCGGAGGACGGCGAGCGUCAGAGCGGAUACGUACUGUCGUCUCUACUCCCUCAGCGUGGACAGCUUCAACGAGGUCCUGGAGGAACACCCCAUGAUGAGGCGGGCCUUCGAGACCGUUGCCGUCGACCGGUUGGACCGCAUCGGUAGGAAGAACUCUAUCCUGAUGAGGAAGUCGUCCCAGGCGGGUUCCAUGGCGGGGGGCAGCGGUUUAGGGCGUGGGGGUCGAGGAGGAGGGGGGGCGGGGCUAGCCAUGGGGGGGCUGGGCUCCUGUGACAGCAUGCUGGUUCAGCAGAUCGUUAAACACGACAGCAUGCCAGCCAUGCAGGAGGCCAUCGCUGCUGCCGCAGCUGGAAGGGGAGGGGCCACGGGAGGAAGUGGUACGGUCUCCCCUAGGCCCCACCCACUGAUCUGGGCUCCACUGAUCCACGCUCCGCUCCAGACAGCGGCCGCUACGACUAACGUGGCCAUCGCCCUCAUGCACCAGCAGCAGCAGCAACAGCAGCUACAACAUCAACUACAGCAGCAACAUCCCCUGCGCCCCUCUGUGAGUUCCCUCAUUGGGAUGAUGGGGGUAGGAGGGAUGGGAGGGCUGUCCCCUAGAGGGGGGUUUCCUGCCUUCCCCUCCCCCUCGCCCUUCCCCAUAGCCCCCCCGGGAGGUGUGAUAUCACCCCCUGUUGCUCAAACCCCACCCACACCGGCCUCCUCUGUCCCCACGUCGGUCCAAUUAGGAAGGACCCUGCACUACAGUCUCCGCCUCCACCCGGAACACCCUUCAGUGAUGAGUGGAACCCCAGGAAUCCCCAAGGUAGGAGGGGCCACCACACCACAUCUGUUCUACCACGUGAAUCCAACUGCAGCCACCAGUGUCAUGUCAGAUACUUGCAGUUCCAUGGCUGGCCAGCAGGGGGCCAAGGAGGCACUGUUGCGUCACGGAGGAGGCAGCAACCAGGGCCUGCCUGCACUGGGGAGGCUCACCCAGGAGGCCAGGCUCCGCUCCGCCUCGCAGCCCACCCUGCCUCAUCGAUCCUGGGCAAGCGUGCAGCCUCACCCCCCUCUCCAGCGGAAGGCCUCUGGAGGUAACCUGCUGCCAGCCUCGUUCCUGGCUGGGACGCAGCUAACCAGGGGUGGCAGUGUGGGGGUGUUGACUACUCCCCUACCAGUCCAAGUCCCAGCACAACGGUUACAGAUGCCCCCCUUCAAUGCACAGACACAAGCACAGACCCGGGGCUCUAUACAGACCCUCCCUGAUCCUGUCUCUACACACUGCCCUGCACACACACACACAGCCACACACACACAUCCGAUCACUGUACCUGCAGCCACACCCACCUCAGCUUCUCCCCUGGCAUCCUACUCUUCCUCCCCCAAACAAACCCCCCUCUCCUCUGCCACCCCCUCCCCUGCUCCCACUCCUUCCUCCCUCACCCCAGCCCUGCCACUGACCCCUCGCCCCAAACCCACCCCUACACCCCCAUCUCGCUCCUCCUCUCCUCCCCCCUGCUCCAUCCCUCCCUCUGCCGGAACUACUCCCCUCACCUCAACCGCUCGCUCCAAACCCAUCCCUACACCUCCCCCUCGCUCUUCUUCCCCCUCUCCCUCCUCCACUCCCCCUCCCUCCUCUGUAACCACAUCUUCCCCCCUCACCUCAACCCCUCGCUCCAAACCCAUCCCUACACCUCCCCCUCGUUCUUCUUCACCCUCUCCUUCCUCCACUCCCCCUCCCUCCUCUCCCCGCUGUGAUCCCUCACAGACCUCCAACCUGCCCCGGGAGUCUCUAGACCAACAUGCCCACCACUGCCUUCCUUCCCUCCCACCUCGCUGCGACAGACACUGCUGUUGGCCUAUCGCACCGUGGCCGACCCCCCUGUGCCCUGCCCACCCCAGCGGUCCCUCUCCAGCCCCGCCAGAGCCAAUCCGCAGCGGGGUGUAA
This is a messenger RNA of Coregonus clupeaformis (lake whitefish), 5684 nucleotides long. Its product is annotated as potassium/sodium hyperpolarization-activated cyclic nucleotide-gated channel 3-like. The transcript is spliced from 12 exons. Gene Ontology annotation, cellular component: membrane. Bases 1857 to 5684 code for a protein of 1275 amino acids. NCBI's taxonomy places the organism in Eukaryota, Metazoa, Chordata, Actinopteri, Salmoniformes, Salmonidae. The record is from RefSeq and is a predicted model, not a curated record. Gene Ontology annotation, biological process: monoatomic ion transport; transmembrane transport. Gene Ontology annotation, molecular function: monoatomic ion channel activity.